AUGAGUGAUACUGAGACACCAAACAUUGUUAAACAGUCUCUCGAAAAAUGGGGCCUAGGUUCAGCGUCGCCGGCAUUUGAAGAACUGCAGAUCGGAAACCGUGGACUCCAAAUGAUGCAUCGCGAGUUUGCAGUGCUCAUUUCGUGGAGGGGUGCAAAAUCAAAUAGUAUGCACGACAUUUCCUACAAUCCGACUAUUUUCCCAGAUGUUUACAAUCGUAAAACUCCGAAUCUGGAGAGAAUCGAUCGGUGGAAAAAACAAAAUUCUCGUAUGAAUGAAAUGUCACCAAGUACAUCAGCAUCAACUACUACAUCAGCAGAUUGGGAACUCGAUGAGGUGGAAACAUGUAGCAUAGGGAUCCAGACUGAGCCAUUGCGGGAAGACCAAUGUUUCAGCUCAAAUCCAAGUUUUUUAUUCUGCAGUCGUGAACCAUGCCGAUUAUCUGUUGACGUAGGAAAUCGUAUCCAGGAACCCCAUCAAGACAAAAUAAUUGCAUUUGAUGAAUACAAUGUUUCCAUUCAAACGGAAAUUUAUCUUCAUGAACCUCAACGUGGAAAAGUCAUCAUCCCUGAUAAAUAUUUGAGAAAAACGAAAGAUUCACGCUGUGGUCCCAAUGAACCGUCCGUACGAGGAUUCCACGGAUAUGUAGACAUCACAACGGAUGUUAUGAUGCGUCAACUUGCUGCACAGCAUAUCACCAAUCCAAAUUCGGUAUGUAAACUCACUGACUUCCACUUCGAUAAACUCUUUGGCACGUUCGAGGAAGUCAUAAUUUUCAAAGACAACUGGAAAAUACUCUGGACAGAGAUUGAAAAGGAAAGAACCGUGUCACAGGCAAAUAAAGAAAAUGUUUCGGGGGAGAAAAUUAAUGAGUUUGCUCUCAGGUGUCAACUGUUGGAAAAAGUAAAUCGUGAGCAACUUGAACGAAUUCUUCUGGCCAGUUGGAGAGGACCACUAAUCAUCGAAAAUUAUCGAAAGACUAAGGUCCUUGCAGAUAAGCACAGGCUUGCUCUGGUCGAAGAGAUUGUGUGGGCGUGUUUAAAAAUUUCGGUGGGAGGAUGGACGCAUGCACAUUUUUCUAAAAUUGCAGAAAACAUUUGCUCCAUUUUCGAAGAAGAGCAAGUUGAGACCUAUUAUACGAGCCACCAAUACUACAGAAAAACAGUAAAACUGGAAAACUCUAUACCUGCAUCUGGUAAAGUUCCCGAUAAAUUCAAAAACGAGUUGAAUGUGUUUCGUAUUUUGAAGGGAAUUAAUACGAAAUGGAAGCGAGAAAGAGACAACGUUGAUGCAUCGAAAAAACAGAGAUUGGAAGAGGAGUUGACAAAGGUGAAAGAGUCUAUUGAGUGGUUGCAGAUAAAUUACGCGCCUUUGGACGUCGUAGCCGAACGGUGGAAAGAGAGCAGUCCAUAUCGUAGACUUUGGCUCCUCGAACAAAGAAAUCCACUAGUAGACGCUAUUUUCACGGACUGGCCCAUCCUCAAACAACCAAUUGCCAGUACACUUAUAAAUAUCGAUUUUAUCGAUUUGAAAUUGACAGAAUUGACCUUAACUGAGAAAUCUUGGGAUGAUUUCUACUCAGCUGUACUGGAGAAUCGUCAUUUGAGACAGAAAGAUGAGAUUGGAAUUGACCUAUUGAACAGCAUUGCAAAGGAUUCUGUUACUGCAGAUGGACGAGUUCUUGCCCAGUUAUCUCUUCUUCCCCGUUUAAUCACACUGAAAGGAACGGUCAAAAGAGGCGCUGAGAAAGAGUCCGAUGUUUCGCGUGGGCGUUCUAUUGCAGAAGUUAAAGAGAGAAUCGUUGUGAUAGUGCGAACUCCAGCUGAGAUAACGGAAGUUCAAGUGAAAAGAAUAGCAAACGUAGGACGAAUCAUCGUGCAACCCUAUCUCAUUGUCGUUGCCGAAAAUCCUGUGGCACCUACAGAAUGUUAUGUUUUCGUCAAAGAUAAUCUGUAUCCUGUAGCUUCAAUGGUCGAAGCCAUAGAUAUUGCGUUCAAAUUCUAUCAUGUGCUCGACGGCCACUACCCUUCCGUCAAAGGUGAACGUCCUGUUCCAACUCUUACUACUCUUCUGUCAAAAAUCAGAAAUAAACUUCAGCCAGCAGUUAACGAACUUAUAGCAUCUCCUAAGCAGAUUUAA
This is a messenger RNA of Fopius arisanus, 2139 nucleotides long. RefSeq lists its product as uncharacterized. The transcript has 9 exons. The coding region runs from base 1 to 2139 and encodes 712 amino acids. NCBI's taxonomy places the organism in Eukaryota, Metazoa, Arthropoda, Insecta, Hymenoptera, Braconidae. The record is from RefSeq and is a predicted model, not a curated record.